GCGAACAAAGCGACCCGGAAGCGCUGAACCAAUUGGAGGCAGGCAGAAAGAAUACCAAUCUUUAAUAAUAAAGCAAGACAAAAUCUGCAAUCGGGACAUCAGGAUGGCUGAGCCUCGGUUCAACAACCCCUACUUCUGGCCUCCGCCUCCCUCCAUGCCUGGCCAGCUGGAUAACCUGGUGCUCAUCAAUAAGAUCAAGGAGCAGCUGAUGGCUGAGAAGAUCCGACCCCUGCACCUGCCACCCAACUCAGCCCCCUCCCAGCAAACCCUGCUGGUGGCUUCCUCGCCCUCGGACGGGGGGCAGCAGCAGCAUGGCAUGCCCAUGCCCAAGCACCAGCAGGGGCAGCACCAUCCUCAGGGCUUGGUCCAGCAGCCCGACAUCGCCCUGCACGCCCGCCCAGCCUCCAGCUCUGUGCCAGUUAGAUCAGUUAACUUUAUUACCUUCAAUGUCGAUGAUGCAGACGUGAAUAUGGAUGACAAGUCAGCAGUGAAGGCCAAAGGACUGUGGGAUGAGUGGCACAUGCGACAGAUCGUAGAGCAGCCCUCUAGAGUUAACCAUCGGUCAGUCUUCAUGUGCCCAUACACAGGUCUGGCCCGGCCGGACGGCCACAGCACUUCCGAGGCCCUCACGCCCACCACACCCACCUCCAGCAGCCAGAACCGACUGGGAGGGGCCCCAUCGGUCAACAUCAUCUCCGGGCUGGCCAGUGGGCCUGGCAUGGAGCAGAUGAAGAGUGGUGGCUUGGCCGGACUCCUCGGCCCUCCACCCAAGACACCCCGCGGGAGGAAGAAGAUCAAAGCAGAGAGCGGAGGGCCUCUGCUGGUGGUGCCCUACCCCAUCAUGGCCUCUGGCGCAGACCAGGGCUGCAUCACCUUCCCUGCCAAAGAGGGCAAAACAUACAGAUGCAAAGUGUGUCCGCUUACCUUCUUGUCCAAGUCGGAGAUGCAGAUCCACUCCAAGUCCCACACGGAGGCCAAACCCCACAAGUGUCCCCACUGCUCCAAGUCCUUUGCCAACGCGUCCUACCUGGCCCAGCACCUCCGCAUUCACCUGGGCAUCAAGCCUUACCACUGCUCCUACUGCGAGAACUCCUUCCGUCAGCUCUCGCACCUGCAGCAGCACACCAGAAUCCACACUGGUGACAGACCGUAUAAAUGCGCGGCCCCUGGAUGUGAAAAGGCCUUUACCCAGCUCUCUAACCUACAGUCUCACCAGAGGCAGCACAACAAGGACAAGCCGUACAAAUGUCCCAACUGCUACCGUGCCUACUCAGAUUCAGCAUCGUUACAGAUCCACCUGUCUACGCACGCCAUCAAAAACGCUAAGGCCUACUGCUGCAGUAUGUGUGGCCGGGCAUACACCUCAGAAACCUACCUUAUGAAGCACAUGUCCAAACAUACAGUGGUUGAGCACCUAGUGAGCCACCAGUCCCCCCAGAGGACAGAGUCCCCCAGUAUCCCAAUACGCAUCUCCCUCAUCUGAGCUCUCCACCCACACAGCAGUACUGUAUGUUGUUGUAUUCAUUUUCUAUGUAAGGGUGUAGUUUAGGGACCCUUCAUAUAAGGUCAUCGACACAAGGCCUACAUACAGUGCCUUUGGAAAGUAUUCAGACCCCUUGACUUUUUCCACAUUUUGUUACGUUACAGCCUUAUUCUAAAAUGGAUUUUUAAUAGAAAUCCUCAGCAAUCUACACACAAUACCGCAUAAUGACAAAUUGAAUACAGGUUUUUUGAAUUUGUAGCAAAUUUAAAAAAAAAAAUUUAAAAAACAGAAGUAGCUUAUUUACAUAAGUAUUCAAACCUUUUACUAUUUUAUUUAACCUUUAUUUAAC
Molecule: messenger RNA, 1832 nt
Organism: Oncorhynchus tshawytscha (Chinook salmon)
Lineage: Eukaryota; Metazoa; Chordata; Actinopteri; Salmoniformes; Salmonidae
Product: zinc finger protein 362-like
Exons: 9
Coding region: 104-1483 (459 amino acids)
Biological process (GO): central nervous system development; negative regulation of transcription by RNA polymerase II
Cellular component (GO): nucleus
Molecular function (GO): DNA-binding transcription repressor activity, RNA polymerase II-specific; RNA polymerase II cis-regulatory region sequence-specific DNA binding
Source: RefSeq, a predicted model, not a curated record